Messenger RNA from Ostrinia furnacalis (Asian corn borer), 4199 nucleotides. RefSeq names its product leucine-rich repeat-containing protein 40. Gene Ontology annotation, molecular function: protein binding. The record is from RefSeq and is a predicted model, not a curated record. The coding region runs from base 81 to 1904 and encodes 607 amino acids. The transcript has 12 exons. NCBI's taxonomy places the organism in Eukaryota, Metazoa, Arthropoda, Insecta, Lepidoptera, Crambidae. Gene Ontology annotation, cellular component: cytoplasm; plasma membrane.
AAUCUUAGUUUAAAAUAGGAAAAUUAUUGUGGUAAUAUUACAAUCGAAUUGGUCAAACUUCGAGUUGUUUGUAAACAGUUAUGAUACAACUGGAAGAGGAUAAUGCUCUUGCGAGAUCCAUGUAUGAAACGAAACAAAUAACAAGUCCUAGAUCCUUUACUGAUAAGAAGGCAGACGAGAAAGAGCUCCCAAUCGGCUUGAUAAAAUCUGCCAAACGCACUGGACAACUCAGUUUGUGCAACAGGGGCCUUGGAACUGUACCUGACAAUGUGUGGAAAAUUGAUGAAUUGGUUAUGGAGGAGACCAAGGAAGUUGACUUUUCAAGAUCAGAGUUAAACAACUGGUGGAAUUCUGAGCCGUUGAAAAUGUUGGAUCUCAGUUCAAAUGUGAUAAAAACAAUAUCCCCCAAUGUCAAGUUACUUCAACAGCUUGUCACCCUCAAGCUUCAUGACAAUGCAAUCACAGCCUUACCAGCUGAAAUUGGUGAAUUGAAAAUUCUGUCAAAUCUAAGCUUAGACCAUAAUAAGCUUACUGUAUUACCAAAAGAAUUUUACAAAUUAACUGAACUACGCUGGCUCAGUUUAGCUCACAAUGAACUGAGUGGAAUUGAGCCGGACUUUGGUGAUUUGGUUAUGCUAACAUUUUUGGAUUUAUCACACAACAAACUUACAGUACUACCUCCUGGUAUGGGUUAUUUGGUCCGUUUAGUGGAGCUAAACCUUUCACAUAACCAGCUGCAAGAGUUGCCUCCAGACAUUGUCAAUCUUAGGGAUUUGAAGAAAAUGAACAUAAGCAACAACAAUCUAAAAAGGCUACCUGCAUUAGGUGAAUUGAGGAAAAUGGAAGUAUUGGAUGCAAAUCACAAUGAUAUAGAGGCUUUGCCUGACUUUUAUGGCUGCACUGCAUUGAAGGAACUGUACUUGGCUAAUAAUUUCAUCAAGGAAAUUACUGAAGAAUUCUGUGAUCAGAUGCAGCAUUUGAAUGUGUUAAAUAUUCGUGAUAAUAAGAUUGAAGUGUUACCCGAAAAUAUAUCAUUACUCCAAAAACUGAAGAGGCUUGAUCUGACUAACAACAAUUUGAAUAAAUUACCAAGAAACCUAGGUCUCCUGUCUCAGCUGCAAAGCCUGAGUAUGGAGGGUAACAAGCUGUCGGCCAUCCGGCAGGACGUCAUCCGCGGCGGCACCGACCGCAUGAUGAAGUACCUGCGCGACCGCAUGACCGAUGAGAUUGUCAGCGAGACCAGAUAUACCGACACUGAUUGGCCGGACAAGUACACCCUGAAAAAGAGCCAAGCACUCAUGGUCCCGUCCCGCAGCCUGACCUCGGUGCCGGACGAUGUGUUCAAGGCCGCGGCUGACGCUGAAGUGCACAUCAUCGACAUUUCCAAGAACAAACUCACCGCUGUGCCUAUGGGAGUGUGUCACCUGAAAGAAACCCUGUCUCAACUGAUCAUGUCUUCGAACAGUAUUGCCAACAUUCCUCCGGAGAUAUGUCGUUGUGUGCACUUACAGUAUCUGGAUGUGGGGAAGAAUUGCCUAGCAGAAUUACCCUUGGAAAUCGCCAACCUGAAAAACCUGAGAGAACUAGUCAUAUCUAAUAAUAAGUUCGGAAAGAUCCCGCGUUGUGUUUACGAGUUGGAAAACCUUGAGAUUCUCUUGGCCGCGGAGAAUCAGAUUGAGGAAAUCAACGUGUCUUCGGAUGCUUUGGCAAAGCUGAAAAAACUGGCCGUGCUGGAUCUGUCCAACAACAGCAUAUUCACCGUGCCUCCUGAGCUUGGCAACUUUACACAUUUGAGGAGCCUGGAGCUGAUGGGCAAUUGCUUCCGACAGCCGCGGCAUGCCAUCCUCGCCAAAGGCACCGCGUCGGUGCUCUCCUAUCUGAGAGACCGAAUCCCUACCAACUAGCACGUAAGCACCAGUGUUUGACUAGCGUACAUCAUAUUAACAAAGGAUAAUAAUAGACAUAAGAACUCUGGUAAAAAAAGUACAGUGAGUACAAUUUACUUUUAAAAUGUUUGUUGUGGCUGCCUAGUAAGUAUUUAGUUACAUUUAUGUAGUUCUGGAACCGGCUCUAUUCUAAUAAAUAAAAUCUUUGUCGGAAAAUUCUGAUAACAACCGUCUUACUUAAUUUAAAGGCUGAUUCACACGUAUUAAGUAGUUAAGUAGGUAUUUAACUUCAAUUUUCGGGUAAGUUGGUGGGCGGGGCUUGUCACUUGACACGUUUUGACACGCAGUUUCAUAGUAAACAAGAACUUGACAGCUUAACGUUUUGACAUAGACUUAAAAUUUAGUUACCUAGGUACUUAACACGUGUAAAUCAGCCUUUACUUAAAAAUAAAAUUGGCCUGCUUAGACUUCACAAACAAUAGUCAUCAAGAAAAUAACCAGUUUACAAACAAUAUGAGGGUUACUUGAAGAUGAUUACCAGAGUCUUCGCUCAAGGCAUUUGUGUACUGUAGUAUCUCUUUUACUUUGAAUAUGCAUCUUUGUUAAUAUGACGUAUGAAACUUUUAAGAGUUGCCAUAUCAGCUAUCUGCUUAUUUAUAAAACCAAAAAUAAUCACACCUAUAGAUUUGUUAUUCCCUUUUAUUUGUUGUUUAAUUCAUUAAGAUUUGCUGGUCUUAUGUCAGUCAAAUUAUUAUUGUCGUGAGUUUAUUAUUGUUACUUUCAAUUGUUUUGUUAUUUAUUUGUGUGUCAAUAUUGUUGUUGAUUAUUUUAUUACAUUCAAUCAUUUUAGUAAUUAUUUAAAUCAGUGUAGGUUGUGAUAUGAAAAAAAUAACUGGCUUAUUAACGCGCCAUUUAAUGAAAUAAUUGCCUUUCGGAAUACUGAGUACUUCACUUGCGUAAAUUAAUGUUAAUUAAAAUGCCAAAUACAUAUUAUCGUGUACAUUUAAAAUUAAGAUAUCCGUACGUUACAACAAUGAAGUUAAUGUAUUUUUCUUAUAUCCAAAGCAGUUAAGGUUCAAAAGUGACAUUUUAAUUCUAUUGUUGACCGGAAAUGCUAUUUUUUGAUAAGUAUUGCUAUUUAUUAACUUUAAAAUAUGCUCACGCGUGAAAAGGCCAAGUUACAGAAAAAUAUAUUUUGUAAUAGGUACACACGUGAAUUAUUGUGUUAUAUUGUACUAAUUGUUAUGUACGUGCUUAGCUAAUACUUAAAUAUGUGGUUUGAAGUGUUAUUAAAAUGUGGGUUAAUUAUUAAGACAUCAUUCCACGGGUUUUAAUAGUUCUUGUUUUUGGCGAUAUGGUCUAUAUCUUCAUGCAUUUUUGUGCAAGCACUAAAACUGUUACUACCUUCAAUCAAAAUUUCUAAUAUUCGAUGAAAUAAUGCAGAAUAUUAACUUACGUAUACUUAAUUAACCAUUACGUAGCAAUAUGUUUUUCAUUUUAUACUAUCAGUUCCGAGUCCUUUUUAUUAUGUCCUGUCCAUGUUGAAAAGUGUUAGGGGCGGAAUGUUUUCAUGGUAAAAUUUAAUCGUAAUUAAUUGUAUUAAGAGAUAUGUCUUUAAGCCUUGGCUAAAUUAUUGGCUUCCAUAUUUUGAAUUUAAUUUAAGUAAAAAAUAAACGAAAAUAUUGGUUAAAGGGUUAACAAACGUUAAAAGACGCGUCAUAAUUAUGACGACAAAUGUAAAUAAAUGCAUUGUGAGCUACAUGGAUGAAGGACUAGCAUAUGAAAAGUGACUUGGCACGCUCGGUAGCCGCUUAGCAUGAUAACUUUGAACGAUUCGUGAAAACUCACUUCUCAGUUGAAUUACUCGUUAUCGUCUUCGAUAUUUUAUAAUAAAAUUAACGAAAUGACGGUCUGAUACAGAAAAUAACAAUAACUAACGAAUAAACUUAUGUAAACUGACUAAUUUGCCAGGAAAAUAGUUUUCAUUCCCCUUAGGAAUAAUGUGUAACAUAGAAAAUACCUGAUGUUUUAUAAAAUGUUACUAAAAAUAGAGUCAUUGUUAGAAAUCUUAAGAAAUUAGCAGAAAUGUUGAUAGUCAUUACAACCAAAGUAUUGUUCAAUGUACCUGAAUUUAUUUUUGGAUAUCUAUGUAUUGUGUUUGAAUAUGUAGGUAGAUAACAGUAGCCUAUUUUCAAUGUUUAUUGGCCGCUUAGAAUACAAGUGUGAAGAAAUUGCACAAUAUUGUUAUGGAAUGUUCAUAAGCACAAUUUAAAGAAAAUUAUAUUAUUAAAUAUACCUAAUGCCUUAAAAUAA